Molecule: messenger RNA, 966 nt
Organism: Xenopus tropicalis (tropical clawed frog)
Lineage: Eukaryota; Metazoa; Chordata; Amphibia; Anura; Pipidae
Gene: tas2r13
Product: taste 2 receptor member 13
Biological process (GO): sensory perception of taste; G protein-coupled receptor signaling pathway
Cellular component (GO): membrane
Molecular function (GO): bitter taste receptor activity; G protein-coupled receptor activity
Source: RefSeq, marked provisional
AUGAAUUUCAAUCAGUCAUUCGUUGACUAUAAGACUGUCACCUCUACGAUCGUAUCAUUUGAGGUGCUCAUUGGAAGUCUGGCUAAUGGAUUUAUGGUUACGGCAAGUCUGAUAGACUGUGCUUCUCGCAGGAAGUUGGGCUCCUGUGAAUCCAUAUUAAUCUGCCUUGGCCUUUCACGCUUUGCCUUCCUGUGGACCCUGUUUUUUAUGUACUUGAUGUCGGUUUAUCUUACUAGCCUGAACGGUAAAUAUACGGAUGCUGUCAUGUACAUCUUCCUGUGCUUUAGCAAUAGCAGUUUGUGGUAUGCCACCUGGCUCUGCAUGUUCUACUGCGUCCGCAUCGUCAACAUCAGCAACUGCAUCUUUGUUGUUUUCAAAAAGAAUUUCGACCGCUGCCUUCCCAUCUUGCUUCUUGGAAGUUUAGCCAUAUCAGUAGCCUUCAGUCUUCUUUUACUCUGCAAUAGUUUGACCAAUGUGGACUUCAUCAGCUCAUCAAACUCACAACCAUUAGGGGUUCCCAGCAAAUCCACCUCCCGCUUUCUGAUCACUUCUUUCAUAGGGAGCGCACCGCCAUUUCUAGUUUUCUGCAUAGCAGCUUGGCUGGUGGUAUAUUCCCUGACGAAGCACACAAGGAGGAUGAAGGAACAAGAACGGACAAGUUUCAAGGAACCCUCACUAGAAGCUCAUUAUGGGGCAGUGAAAUCUGUGGGACACUUCUUCCUGUUUUAUGCAAUUUACAUCAUCUCAUUUAACCUGUACCAAGCCGGAAUAGCCAGCCCUAACUCCAUAGAGGGAUUGUUUUGCACUGUAUUGACCGGAUCUUAUCCGUCGGUGCAUUCGGUGCUGCUUCUUCUUCAGAACAACAAACUGCAACAAACCCUCAUCAGUUUUUGGCAAAAAAUUAGUUGCUAUCAUCAUGCCAAGGUGAAAAAAGCAGAGUCUACUUCUACAUGUAAUACUGCAUAG